Molecule: messenger RNA, 1791 nt
Organism: Aspergillus puulaauensis
Lineage: Eukaryota; Fungi; Ascomycota; Eurotiomycetes; Eurotiales; Aspergillaceae
Product: bifunctional fumarylacetoacetate hydrolase/alpha/beta hydrolase family protein
Exons: 1
Coding region: 1-1791 (596 amino acids)
Molecular function (GO): acetylpyruvate hydrolase activity
Source: RefSeq, a predicted model, not a curated record
AUGGCUUCCCCCCAGCUCAAUUACUGCGCCUACGUCGACCCCAGCUCCGGGGAUCGCAUCGGCCAUCUCGACCUGCAGACAGAACACAUCCAACCACUGUCAUUCACGUCCGGCACGCGCAUCAACAACCUAUACCAGGUCAUCGAAGCCGGUGAAGCCAACAUCCUACCCUCUCGUGAAGACCCAAUCCCUCUAUCCCAGGUCAAAUUUCUCCCGACUAUCUCUGGCCGCGACAUCCUGGCCGUGGGGAAGAACUACGCCGAACACGCCAAAGAAUUCAACUCCUCAGGCUUCGACUCUUCAGACAAAGUCGACCAGCCCAGUACGCCAGUAAUCUUCACCAAACGAGCAACGUCCAUCAUCGCGCACGGCGAGGAUGUGCUCCUCCACCCGGAUUUCACACAAACGCCCGACUACGAGGGCGAAAUCGGCGUCAUCGUCGGAAAGGCAGGAUAUAAGAUUCCCGAGGCGCAGGCGAUGGACUAUGUCUGGGGAUAUACCAUUAUCAAUGACUUCACGGCCCGCGAGAAACAGCGCGACCAUAAGCAGUUCUAUAUCGGCAAAUCGCCGGAUACAUACUGUCCCAUCGGGCCUGUUGCUGUGCCCAAGGAGAGACUGCCGGAGAAUCUGCGUCUGCAGACGUUUGUGAAUGGCGAGAAGAGACAGGAUGCUACAAUCGAUCAGUUGAUAUUCAGCAUCCCGAAUUUGAUCUCGACGCUGUCUCAGGGCCAGACGAUUCAGCCUGGGGAUACCAUCGCAACCGGGACCCCGUAUGGCGUGGGCUUUGGGUUUAGGCCAAUGAAGUUUCUCAAGGCUGGUGAUGAGGUGAAAGUCUCGGUGACUGGUCUGGGGACGCUCGCCAACCACAUGGCAGCCCUCGAUGCAAUUAACCCAACAAUCGAACGUAUCAACACCACUUCCUCAAUCCCAGGCUCCAACCAGAAGACCAGAAACAACAACGGCCUCGUCAACAUCGGAACGAAGAACCUCUUCUACCAAUUCCGCGGCCAGCCCGACGGCAACCCCAUAAUCUUCAUCCACGGCCUCGGCGGCUCCUCUGCCUACUUCACCCCCUUGGUCGACACACUAUCAAAAACACACGCCUGCCAUCUCACAGACCUCGAAGGCCACGGCCUCUCCCCGACAAACGGGCUAAGCAGCCUCACAAUCGCCUCUCUGGCAUCUGACAUCCAAACCCUUUACACGACCGUCUCAAGCCAGUCCGAAAAACCAGUCACCAUAAUCGCCCACUCAAUGGGCUGUCUCGUCGCCCUCAAACUCGCCCUCUCCUCCUUUCAAGCCCCGAUAUCAAACCUCAUCCUCCUCGGGCCCCCUCCCUCCCCGCUCCCCGCGUCAGCAAGUACCGCGACAUACGCCCGCGCCGAAACAGUACGCAGGGACGGCAUGCUCGCGGUCACAGACGCAAUCGUCAACGCGGGCCUUUCACAGCGUACAAAGGCGCAGAACCCGCUUGCUGUAACUGCCACGCGGCUGUCGCUGCUUGGCCAGGAUGCGGAGGGGUAUGCGAAGGCUUGUAUGGCACUUGCACGGUCGGCUGAGGAGACUCUGGAUGUAGAGGGGGUGGCGGGGGGUACGAGGACGUUGAUUGUGACGGGGACGGAUGAUGCGGUUAGCCCGCCUGCCUUAUGUGAGAAGUAUGCGCAGAGGAUUGGGAAUGGGAAUGGAAAUGGACCAGCAAAGGUGGUGGUGUUGGAGGGUGUAGGGCAUUGGCAUUUGCUUGAGGAUGUGACCAAGACUACAGACGCGGUUUAUGAGUUUCUGGGUGUAUAG